Molecule: messenger RNA, 252 nt
Organism: Purpureocillium lilacinum
Lineage: Eukaryota; Fungi; Ascomycota; Sordariomycetes; Hypocreales; Ophiocordycipitaceae
Product: U4/U6-U5 snRNP complex subunit lsm6
Biological process (GO): mRNA splicing, via spliceosome; maturation of SSU-rRNA
Cellular component (GO): sno(s)RNA-containing ribonucleoprotein complex; U4/U6 x U5 tri-snRNP complex; P-body
Molecular function (GO): RNA binding
Source: RefSeq, a predicted model, not a curated record
AUGGAGAACGGCAGCGCCUCGCAGGGCGAGGGCAAGGACCCGUCCAGCUUCCUGAGCGACAUCAUCGGCAACCCCGUCAUCGUCAAGCUCAACUCGGGCGUCGUCUACAAGGGCGAGCUGCAGUCGGUGGACGGGUACAUGAACAUUGCGCUCGAGAAGACGCAGGAGUUUGUCAACGGCACCAAGCGGAGGGAGUACGGCGACGCCUUUGUGCGAGGCAACAACGUCAUGUACAUUUCCGCAGACUCAUAA